AUGACAGAAAGUGGUGGGCAGGAACAGUCAAGAUGGAUAACAACAGUUAUUAUGAGUACAGCGCUGCAGACUCAUGAAAUUUCUACGAUUCUGCAGAGGCAACAACACCGAGUUCGAUAUUCAGAAUCGGUGGAAAUUGGAUCCGUGAUUUUUUCUGUUUCUGGUGUUGCAUUUAUGCUGGCAGACACUCAAGACUUGCUUAUGACGGGGGAAGAACAGUUCUUCAAAAGAAUUCAGAAGUUCAUAAACAUUCAUCGGAACAGUUUUUUGGUUUUGUCAGCUGCUCUUCACGGACCAGAAGAAUGGAAUGUCAUGUUUAGGAUUCAGAGAAGAUUCCUGGGCAGUAAUUUACGUGUAAUACCAGUUCAUAAUACUGCUGAAACUGUUAAGUUAAUGCUAACUAUAGCUAAGAUAACUUCCAAGCCACGAGCAGAUGAUAUUCGUUACAAAAUGGCAAUGACAAAAGCCCAAAUAAUAGAAAACAGCCCAGUUUGGAAGAUGCUUCAGGAGUACCAGUUGCAUUGUAAUUAAUUUAGUAUUUGGGGUUUUUAUUCAUAAAUAGAGUAGCUACAUCUUAAACAAAAUAUAGAAUGUUCUUAAAAAUAGUAACAUUUCAAAAGACUGUAUGUACAACUUAAGCAUUUAGAAUGAAAAUUUAUAUUAAAUAACUACACAGUGAGAAACAGCAUAGAAUGCACAUUUGGUACAAUGUAAGAAAAAAAAAGUGGUUUAACUGCACUGUAGAAAAGCCAUCCUUAUUUUCAACUUGAUUCUGAACUUACGAGCUCAUCUGUUUAUACUAAUUUCCCAAAAUAUUUAAUAUAUCUUCAGGAACACUUUAUCAUUAAAGAGAAGGAUGAUCAAAACAAUUCCAAAAUACAGGUUUCCCAUGCAUAAACAGGUAUAUGUACGAAAUCUUACACAGUGUGUUUUUUAAACACAAGUGUUAUCUGUUGCGUUACUAAUUUUUAACAUCUUACUUGGCUCAAAGUUGAUGUGUUUCUCUUUAAACCUGGUUUCCUUUGCCAUAGUGUUUCUACUAUUAUCUAUCUAUGCCUUACAGUCUUGUUUGUAAAUACAGAAGCUUGUUUUUCAACGUUAAAAAGCACUAAUAAAAAUACCUUGCGCUUAAACGGUGCUUUUUAAUCAA
This is a messenger RNA of Aptenodytes forsteri (emperor penguin), 1150 nucleotides long. RefSeq names its product chromosome unknown C1orf146 homolog (gene CUNH1orf146). NCBI's taxonomy places the organism in Eukaryota, Metazoa, Chordata, Aves, Sphenisciformes, Spheniscidae. Bases 1 to 531 code for a protein of 176 amino acids. The transcript has 5 exons. The record is from RefSeq and is a predicted model, not a curated record. Gene Ontology annotation, biological process: synaptonemal complex assembly; reciprocal meiotic recombination. Gene Ontology annotation, cellular component: chromosome.